Molecule: messenger RNA, 588 nt
Organism: Angiostrongylus costaricensis
Lineage: Eukaryota; Metazoa; Nematoda; Chromadorea; Rhabditida; Metastrongylidae
Source: the annotation of a GenBank genome assembly
AUGAUUCGAGAAGUGUUACUACUAAUGAUACUGGGUCAAGGUUGGACGAGACCACAGAGAUGUACCAGUAAUGUCGAUUGUGAGGAAAUAUGGCCAGGAUCGACAUGUCGUCGGUGGCGAUGUCGAUGUCCGCAAAAUUACGUCCUGAGAAAAAGCCCAAGUCGAAAAUGGGUAUGCUUGGCCGUGAACGAUGCAGCCACUGGCCAAGUCGGACCGCCGCUCACCUGUCCGUUGCCAGAUGGUGCCGGCUACCAGGUGGUGCUACGAAGCAGUUCACUCCAUCACCUCGAAGCAGCUCCUCCAGUGUUCUGUUCUUCGCAAACGGAUGACUGUAAGACCGGUUAUGAAUGUAUAAAGGGGCUGUCCCUCGUUGGAGAAAGUGGCGGAGUCUGCUGUCCGGAUCCAACGACAACCUGCACCCAACCGAUCUUCGAUCAUGAAUCGGGCACGCUGAAUCGGUGGGGAUUCAAUGGAACGGAAUGUGUGGAAUUCAAGUGGGAUCCAGAAAAGCCAUCAUCAGCGAACAAUUUCAAGACACAGAUGCUAUGUGAGAGUUACUGCAUAAAUAUAUCCUCUUACAUGUUUUAG